AUGGCACUCCGCGCAGUUUCUCUCCAGAUGGACAGUCGCGAAGUCCAAGCGGGUGCACCCCUCGAUAACGCAGAGAUUGAAGACUUCACUUUCCAAACACUGACACUUUCGCGAAAGCGAGCUCUUAUAACCCGUAGCACAAGCUGUUUGCUCAAGAAGAACAGCCGUUUGCCUAACAAUACAGACAACGUGGGCAGUAAUCUUCAAGAUAGACGUCGACCCAAUCACUAUCGCAAUCAGGGUACUGGUCACAGUUAUUGGAAGAUUCUGAUUCUAAAUGCAUGCACUUGUAGUAGGGUAGAGAGCGAGGUUCUUCUACCUAAAGUAUUGCAGGUGGCGUUUUACUUUUCGGGGAAUGGAGAAGUGGACAUAGACAAGGGGGAAAACAGAAUGAUCACCCAAGGCAGAAUACCGAGUAAAACUGAAAGCCGUGACAAAGGGCGUGACCACGAUGCGCAAGAGACACGUAGUGAUUCGGCCCUAGCAUCGCCAGUACCCUACCUUAGUAGCCAGCCCUGUUUGGGUCUUCUGUAUAACUACGAUUAUCUAUUCCAAGUACAUUUGAAUGCUGAGCCCCGAUCACUGGGAGCCUGCGGGAUCGGCUAA
This is a messenger RNA of Histoplasma capsulatum G186AR, 606 nucleotides long. RefSeq lists its product as uncharacterized. The record is from RefSeq and is a predicted model, not a curated record. The transcript is spliced from 7 exons. NCBI's taxonomy places the organism in Eukaryota, Fungi, Ascomycota, Eurotiomycetes, Onygenales, Ajellomycetaceae. The coding region runs from base 1 to 606 and encodes 201 amino acids.